AUGGGAAUGUCUGCGUGCUGUCCGGCCUGGGAGAGCGGCGGGCCCCCGAGCCCGCUGCUGGCGCUCGCGGAGUGCGACGCAUUCGUGGAGGCGCUGUUGCCCGCGCAGGGGCCAGGCCCGCCCCCAGAGCAAGCCCUCCACGGCUGGCGCUUGGCCGCUCUUGGCGGCGCGGGCCCCGGCGCCACCGAGUGGAACCCCCUGGCUUUCCGUGCCGUCUUCUCCGUUGCGCCUGAGGGUGCCGCGUCCGAGGCGUUCCCUCCUUAA
Prorocentrum cordatum is the source of this 264-nucleotide messenger RNA. The record is from the annotation of a GenBank genome assembly. Lineage: Eukaryota; Dinophyceae; Prorocentrales; Prorocentraceae.